Metarhizium robertsii ARSEF 23 is the source of this 1164-nucleotide messenger RNA. RefSeq lists its product as uncharacterized. Lineage: Eukaryota; Fungi; Ascomycota; Sordariomycetes; Hypocreales; Clavicipitaceae. The record is from RefSeq and is a predicted model, not a curated record. Bases 1 to 1164 code for a protein of 387 amino acids. The transcript has 2 exons.
AUGGAGCCAUCACCGGAGCCUCCUCGGUCAGCCAUGGAGUCUGCCUCUGCGUCGGCCUGUGCGUCGGCCUCGACAUAUGCGACCACGGUCGACGCGCCGCCUGAAUCCUCUAUCGCCACGGCUCAUCUGGCACGCUUUGAAUUUAGCGACUUGGGCACCAAGAUCCUCAUGGUUGAGUGGCAUCCCGGUGCCGCCGCCGCCGCCUCCUCAUCGCCCUCCGCGCACUCGUCCACUGGUGCUGAUCAUAAUACUGAAACCGAUACUACUGUUGCUGCUGAUGCUAACCCCACUACCGGCGGCACUCUCGCCGUCACACAUGCACCCUCCACACCCUUGGCCCCUAAGCCUGCUCCAAACACAGAUGCCGCUCCCAUACCCGGUGCCCAGGCUAUCAAGAACCGUGAUUCAGUUUCGGCUGCAGAUGCCACUGUCUGGGAAGUUUCCUGGCCAGGAAAGUCGACGUUUCUUCCGGCCAGAGACACCGACCAAGAUGAAGUGGGGACUCGCCGCCGUGUGUACUUCCUCCUGCCACCAGAAGCAUCUAUUCCCACAAACGUCACGAUCACGCCCCCAGGUCAACCGAGCAUCCUGGUCAAACCUCUCCCUGCCAUUUUCCCUCCUGGAUUCAAUGUUGAGUCUGGCACUCGCGGCGUCUUGCAUACACUAUGGGCAAAGAAGCGCUUGUCGGAGCUCCAGUGCGAGAUGGAUGCUGAGAUGCGAGCUAACGCGGAAAGUGUUGGCUUAGAAAUGGCUCUGACUGAGAAGCAAUGGAUCAUUGACAAUUUUCUUCCUCCUCCAUCCUCACCCGCACCUAUGUCUCCUAGGUCGUCUGUCCCCGGCCGGCUGGGAGAUAAGCUUAAAGGGCUUCGGCUGGCUACUUCGCCUGAAGAUCUAAUGCCCAGUGCCACAGCAAACACGUUUACCGGUGCCGACGUUCCGUCACAAACAUUAUCGCCAUCGGGCGGUGAUAUUGCUGUAUCUUCAUUCUCCGCCAUUUCUCGUGGCAACGGCCUCACACAAGCCAUGUCAUUAAACGCGGCCAUACAGGGGGACACGCCAGCAAUUGAUCUGAGCUCUCGUGACGACGACGACGAUCUGUUCGCCCUUCCGCUUAGUCCGCGGAGCCCCGAAAUGAAAAGGAGCCCAUUCAGUGCUCUUUCAUGA